Messenger RNA from Nilaparvata lugens (brown planthopper), 996 nucleotides. RefSeq lists its product as uncharacterized. Bases 1 to 996 code for a protein of 331 amino acids. The transcript has a single exon. Lineage: Eukaryota; Metazoa; Arthropoda; Insecta; Hemiptera; Delphacidae. The record is from RefSeq and is a predicted model, not a curated record.
AUGAGUCAGUGUAAUAUUUGCAAUCAGUCGGUGAACAGGAAUGCUAAAGAUAAAAUAGACUGUUCGCGCUGUAAAAACUUUUUUCACGGCAAAUGUGUGAAUUUGGGUGAUACUGAGUUGGAACAAUUGUCUAGUAGUAAUUGGACCUGUGCUCACUGUGAGGCAAAUUACCGUAUUCAGCGGGCGUGUUCUGAUUCGACGCCAGUGAGAGGGACAGUUCCAGUGGCCAAUAGUGCAGUCGGCUCAUUUGUUACCGUGGAAAACUUGAACUCUUCUAUAGCGGAUCUUAAAACAUUCAUUGAGCAGUCUAAUAUGAAAAUGCAACAGGAUUUAUCAGUUUCUAUUCUUGCUUGCACUACGAAGAUUGAUGAGUGUUAUGAGGCGCUAACUAGACAGGCCGAGCUUAUCAAAGAACAACAAACGGCUAUUGAUAGGCUCUCUGAAGAAAACAAAUGCCUACGUAAAAAACUGGAUAAUGUCGAGCUGGAAAUGGAUGAACUACAGCAGUAUUCCAGGAGGAAUAAUGUGGAAAUCUAUGGAGUCCCAACUACUCAGGGGGAGAAUGUAUCGAAAAUUGUGCUUGAUGUAUGCAAAUCGGUGGGCAUGGACAUAUCUAAGCAUUCGAUUGAUGCAUGCCAUAGGCUGAAGAAGAGAAACAAUCGACCUACUUCCGGAAUUAUUGUCAAGUUUGUUCGUCGCACUGAUGCAGAGGAUCUACUGUUAAGAAGAAAGAAGAAGCGUGAUUUAAACACUAAUCAUAUCGGUUUUACUGGUGAGGCGGCUCCUAUUUUCAUAAACAAAUCACUGACGGCAAAGAGGAGUAAGUUGUUCGCGAAAGUUAAACAAUUCCAACAUGAUGCAGGUUACAAAUAUGUUUGGACGGAUUUUGCGGGGAGAGUGAGGAUUAGAUUCAGGGAGGGGGACAGAGCUAUUGUUAUCAACUCAGAGGACGAUCUGCAGAACUUAUCAGUGAGUGGACUAGGGCGAGAUGAAUAG